AUGUCACUUGCUGAACAAUUUGCUACCGCCGUCACCGACGUCAAGAAAAUCAAGGCUGAACCAACCAACGAUGAAAAGUUAGAGUUGUAUGGUCUCUACAAGCAAGCCAACGAAGGUGACAACACUACUGCUCAACCAUGGGCUGUUCAACUUGAAGCCCGUGCCAAGCAUGACGCCUGGACCAAUGUUAAGGGUCUCUCAAAGGACCAAGCCAUGGAAAAGUACGUCCAAUUGGUUCAAACCUUUAAGGCCAAGUAUGGUUUCUAA
Cavenderia fasciculata is the source of this 267-nucleotide messenger RNA. It is a transcript of the gene acbA, whose product is annotated as acyl-CoA binding protein. Gene Ontology annotation, molecular function: fatty-acyl-CoA binding. The record is from RefSeq and is a predicted model, not a curated record. Gene Ontology annotation, biological process: fatty acid metabolic process. Lineage: Eukaryota; Evosea; Eumycetozoa; Acytosteliales; Cavenderiaceae. Bases 1 to 267 code for a protein of 88 amino acids. The transcript is spliced from 3 exons.